CUCUGCCUCUGCCCCCUUCUGCUACGUCUUGAUCGAGAUUCUUCAAUCUGAUUCUUUCCGACCUAUCGUUGGCCCUCUCGCGAUAAUUUCUUACUAUGGCUGCUCCGAUGAAGAUCAUCAUAGCUGGAGGCGGUAUCGCUGGUCUGACGCUUGCGAACGCUCUUGAGCAAGCAAACAUCGAUUAUAUCCUCCUUGAAAGAAGACGAGAGUUGGCGCCGCAGGUGGGAGCUUCCAUUGGUAUCAUGUCAAAUGGGGCUAGGAUUAUGGAUCAGUUAGGCUGUAGAGAUGCCUUGUACGCGUGUGUGGAACCAAUCCAAUGGAUCCAUGAUCGCGAUAGCGAUGGCAAACUGUUGACCAAGCCCAACGGGGUUUCGAAACUCAUGAAAUCCAGGUCUGGAUAUGGGUUUGCAUUCAGCGACAGACAAGAUAUCCUCCAGGUAUUGUACGACAACAUCAAGGACAAGAGCAAGAUUCAUGUAGGGAAGAAACUUUCGCAAGUUCGUCAACACUCUGGCGGAGUGACAGUCAUCUGCGAGGACGAUACCUCUUACACCGGUGAUAUCCUGGCAGGAGCGGAUGGUGUCAACUCGAAGGCCAGAAGCGAAAUGUGGCGCCUCGCGGAUGAGGUAGAUUCCGAGCUGGUCAAAGCCGAUAAGAAUUCCCUCGAAUGCUCGUAUCGGUGUCUUUACGGGAUUGCUUCUUCCUCUGCUGGCUUGACCAUCGGCGACUUGCAUAUCGGCUACAACAAAAACUGCAGCCUCAUGACCAUCGUCGGUAAAGAUGAUCGCACCUAUUACUUUGCUUUUGAGAUGAUGGACGAGAUCUACAAGCUUCCUCAUAUCCCGACGUACACCGAGACCGACAAAGUUGAGUAUGCAGAGCGUCUGGGCGGUCUGAAAGCUACGGAAAGCGUGUGUCUGAAGGAUAUACACAAACAUAGUGUUUCAAGUACGCUUGUUGGAGUCGAAACUGCUUCGUACAAGAUCUGGACGUGGGGACGUGUUGCUUGCGUCGGCGACGCCUCUCAUAAGAUGACUCCAAAUGCUGGCUUUGGGGGGAACGCAGCAAUCGAAAGUGCUGCCGCUCUUGCCAACUCGAUCAAGAAGCUGGCCGAUCAGACUCAGGGAGCACGACCAUCCGAAGAUCAGAUCGUGGCUUGUCUUCAAGACUACCAGAAAAACCGCGAGAUUCGGGCCAAAGCUGCAAUCGAUGCCUCGAGUCUGCUCACCCGUCUCCAGGCUCAUGCGACUUGGGGCCAUGUCUUGUUUGCAAAGUACGGACUAACCAUUCUUGGAGACUUUCUGGAGAAUUUGGGUAGCAACAUGGCUGUUGGAGCAACUCUGAUUGAUUAUCUCUCACCUCCGGAGCAAUCCAUCAAAGGUACCCUGCCCUUCAAUCCUGAACAGGGUGAUGGUCACAAGGAGAACCUCCUUGUCCGAGCUAUGCUUGCAGUACCUUUCCUUGGUCUCUUUGGCUAUGCUUGGAGUAUCGCGAAUCCUACAUUCAUCAACACUGGAAAUGAGAGUUCCCUGGGUUUCGCCCAGAACGCCACUGGACAGUUGGUACCGCCUUUGACAGGAAAUUUUCUGGGCUUUGCCGGACAGAGUAACAGAUCUGAUGUCUUGACCGGUGUCUAUGUCUCUGCUUCGGGAAACUUCGACGCCGCUGCCGGCCAUCGUAUUGCCACUCUCUUAGCCUACUUCGGCGUGGUCCUUGCGAUUUGGUCUAUCGAGUCUGUCCGUCGUUGCAACGCCUUGAUGCCAGUUCAGCUACCUAGUCUGUUCGCAAUCUUCGCCCAAGUGAAGGGGAUCGGACUCGUGGCCCCCUUGUAUUACUUUCUCCACUGGGUGUUGACACCCAUCGACUCCUUCAAAGCCACCGACAUGAGACUGACGAGACUGAACUAUACACGCUCAAUUCUGCCCUCGCUCUUGAUGGUCUACUACUUUCCCAUUCUACAAGACUACUUCCUGCCCGUGAACGUCAAGGUGCAGACUUGGUUGCAGAUCUGGCAUUUCUUCCCAAUCUGGCAAUCUCUUACGCAGUGGGCUAUCAGCAAGUUUUUGGAAGAUACCAUCGACCAUGACAAGAUCUACGCACCAAAACGUGAUGUCUCAACCAUCAGAUACACAAUCGCUGUACCUGCUCUUGUAUCGACGGCUGUCUGGCUCUGGACAGUCUUCAAAGCACCCAGCUCACUAUAUCAUAUCUUCAUCCCCCAGAUCCCGUUCCAGGCCGUCACUGAUAUAGAGUCCUUCACCGACAACGUGGUACAGUGGAAUCUACUCAUCUUCGUAGCAUCAACAUACCUUUGGCUUGUUUACUUUGCUUGGGACGCCAAAUCUGCUGGUAUGCUUGAGAAAAGCUGGUUCGAAUUGGUGACGACUAUGACACUGCUCACAAUCGCCCUUGGUCCUGGUGGUACAGUUGGGCUAGCUUAUCUGUACAGGGAAUACAUCAUUACGGAGAAAAGGCAUAGAGCCGCGUUGACGGUGGAAAGCGUGAGAAAGAGAGCUGCUGCCAUAGACAGGAAGCUGUAGGACAUUUGAGCAGCGGGGAUGUAGUAUCACGCGGAAGAGUAUGUACAUGGGAUGGGAUGUGCGUCGUUGAAGCCAGUUGAUAAUUUGGUCUGGUAAUUCUAUCAGUCGUGAAUGGAGUACGGUUCUGUAUAAAUGAAUGCGCCGCGAUCAAUCAAUUUAUACGUUUUAGUAUCCUAGCAUCCUUGUGUUCCCGGAGCUUAGACCUCCGCAGCGGCAGGAUGGUGAAAGUGGCUCUUGGUCUUCGAGUCCAGUCGGAAUGUGUCCUUGGCCUCUAGACACACAACACGACAUCUCAAUUUCCUGCUCUUGUACUGGAAGUCCGGCUCCCAAUUCGAAUCUUGGCUUCACGACUAAUCUCUUCGCACGCGAUGCGAGGUGCUCUGAGAUCGGCAACUAUACCAGAUAGUAGAAUGGAGGUCA
Messenger RNA from Aureobasidium subglaciale EXF-2481, 2960 nucleotides. RefSeq lists its product as uncharacterized. The transcript has 11 exons. Gene Ontology annotation, molecular function: FAD binding. The record is from RefSeq and is a predicted model, not a curated record. The coding region runs from base 96 to 2540 and encodes 814 amino acids. Lineage: Eukaryota; Fungi; Ascomycota; Dothideomycetes; Dothideales; Saccotheciaceae.